Temnothorax curvispinosus is the source of this 655-nucleotide messenger RNA. RefSeq lists its product as uncharacterized. The transcript has a single exon. Gene Ontology annotation, molecular function: nucleic acid binding. Lineage: Eukaryota; Metazoa; Arthropoda; Insecta; Hymenoptera; Formicidae. The annotation marks the transcript as partial. The record is from RefSeq and is a predicted model, not a curated record.
AUGCUACGGAAAGUGUACGGUAGGAAUUGUAUGCAUUAUUCUACUGCUCAUGAUUGGUAUUUGCAAUUUGAACAAGGUAGAGAAGAUAUCUCAAACGCUAGAAGAAAACCAAGAACAAGUCAUACCUCCGAAAACGUGAAAAAAGUACUUGAAAUUCUUCAAUCGGACUCCUAUGUGUCCACAAAUGUCAUCGCGGGGCUAACUGGCUUACAUGAAAAAACUGUAGCCAAAAUUCUAAAACGCUUGGGCAAACGGAGGGUUUGUGAACGCUUCGUACCGAACACGCUGACGGAGGAUCAAAAAGACGCCAGAAUGGAGCAUUGCAGAGACAUGAUAAGAGCGGCCGCAAGUGAUUCAAAUUUCAUGAAAAAUAUCGUAACUUGUGGCAGAAUAUGGAUUUCUGAAUAUGAUGAGCCACUCCCAGAGCAGCAGACCGCUUCCACGUCGGAAUGUCAAAGCAAAGAAAAGACAAAGCCAAAAAGAAUGUUCUUGCAGAAGAGCAAGACAUUGCUCAUCGUUUUCUUUGAUUCAAGAGGAAUGGUUUACAAUGAAUUUAUACCGGAAGGUCAAACAAUGGACGCUGUUUAUUAUUUAGGUAUUCUGGAUCGUUUGUGGGACAGUAUCUCUCGAGAUCGGUCUCAAUACGAACAGUCAG